CCGCUCCUCCCUCGCAGCGGUGGCACCGAGGGAGUGGGGGGUGUGGUGGGGGGGAUGGGGAGGGGGAGGCUGUGCGUUCCCGUCGUCGUCCCCGGUCGACCAGGGAAGAUGGCCCGGGCUGGGGGAGUCGCUCCCGCGCCCCGCCGCCUCCUCCCUUGAGCCUAGCGGGAGAGAGAGACCUCCUCCCCUUUCCCCUCCCGCCGCACGGAUGGCUCCGUGGCCUCACGGGAACAGCUCUGCGGCCCCGUGGCCUGACACCCCCACCCUGGCACCCAAUACCGCUAACACGAGUGGGCUGCCGGGGGUGCCGUGGGCGGCGGCGCUGGCCGGGGCGCUGCUGGCGCUGGCCACGGUGGGAGGCAACCUGCUGGUAAUCGUGGCCAUCGCCUGCACGCCGAGACUGCAGACCAUGACCAACGUGUUCGUGACUUCGCUGGCUGCAGCCGACCUGGUGGUGGGACUCCUGGUAGUGCCGCCGGGGGCCACCUUGGCGCUGACCGGCCACUGGCCCCUGGGCGCCACUGGCUGCGAGCUGUGGACUUCAGUGGAUGUGCUGUGCGUGACGGCCAGCAUCGAGACCCUGUGCGCCCUGGCCGUGGACCGCUACGUGGCCGUGACCAACCCACUGCGUUACGGCGCGCUGGUCACCAAGCGCCGCGCCCGGGCGGCCGUGCUCCUGGUGUGGCUCGUGUCCGCCGCGGUGUCCUUUGCGCCCAUCAUGAGCCAGUGGUGGCGCGUAGGGGCGGACGCCGAGGCUCAGCGCUGUCACUCCAACCCGCGCUGCUGCGCCUUCGCCUCCAACUUGCCCUACGCGCUGCUCUCCUCCUCCGUGUCUUUUUACCUUCCGCUCCUGGUGAUGCUCUUCGUCUACGCGCGGGUCUUCGUCGUGGCCACACGCCAGCUGCGCCUGCUGCGCGGGGAGCUGGGCCGCUUCCCGCUGGAGGAGCCGUCGCCCGCGCUCUCGCGCGCCCAGGCGCUCGCCGCCGCGGGGCCGUGCGCUGCGCCCGCCUGCAGUCGGAGGCCCGCGCGCCUGCUGCCUCUCCGGGAGCACCGCGCCCUGCUCACGCUGGGGCUCAUUAUGGGCACCUUCACCCUCUGCUGGUUGCCUUUCUUUCUGGCGAACGUGCUGCGCGCCCUCGGUGGCCCCUCGCUGGUUCCCAGCCCGGCCCUGCUCGCCCUCAACUGGCUGGGCUAUGCCAACUCUGCCUUCAACCCGCUCAUCUACUGCCGCAGCCCGGACUUUCGCCGCGCCUUCCGCCGUCUUCUGUGCGGCUGCCGGGGCACCGAGCCCCGGCCGCCGCCUCCCGGGCGCCCGAGCCCUCGCGCGCCCGUGCGGCCGGGACCAGCCCCGCCGAGUCCAGGCCGCGCCCGCCGCUCCACAGGUUUGGUGGCUACGAAGGUGACACGACGCACUUGCGGUGUGAAAGCUGAGCCCAGCCGGCGGGGAGGAACGGGCUUCCUGGGGGAGUCCUAGGACGCAAAGCCCGAGCCAGCUACAUGGAUCCAGAGCCGUGGACAGCCUGGAUCCCCUGUGUGGAAGGAGCCGUGGAGGCCCCAGGCUAUGCGGCUCUGCACUCCAGAUCUUCAGGCCUGGGACGGGGACCAGCCGGGAUCCUUCCCCGGUGGGUUCACCCCCCCCCAGGAACCGCACCCCUGAACUUCACUACUACCUCGGCAGCUGGGUUCCAGGCCUCCUGUCUCUCAGCAGGGCACCCUGCACCUCGGUUGCUUGGGUGCUGGGUGCUAAGGGCCCCAGGGCCCCGGCCUCUGCUGCCCCAACUGUGGAGACCCACCCCUGAUCUCCCGGCUCUGGGGCCCAGCCUGAGAGCAGGAGGCCAAAGCUGGGUUUGGGUUUUUUGGUCCCUGAGCAGCAGGUGCUCUCGGCUGAGACACAGCACGGCUCUGAUCUACCUCACAGCGGUGUCAGAAGGAUUUCUGCAGGGUGUUGGGGGAGGGGCCUCCGGGGGGUUCACAGGAAGAUGAACCUUGAUAAGAGACCCCUUCACUUCCUUUGAAAAACGGAAUCAAUAAAAGUUACUGAGUGCUGCUGGGA
This is a messenger RNA of Oryctolagus cuniculus (rabbit), 2053 nucleotides long. RefSeq names its product adrenoceptor beta 3 (gene ADRB3). The record is from RefSeq and is a predicted model, not a curated record. Gene Ontology annotation, biological process: norepinephrine-epinephrine-mediated vasodilation involved in regulation of systemic arterial blood pressure; positive regulation of MAPK cascade; adenylate cyclase-activating adrenergic receptor signaling pathway. Gene Ontology annotation, cellular component: plasma membrane. NCBI's taxonomy places the organism in Eukaryota, Metazoa, Chordata, Mammalia, Lagomorpha, Leporidae. Gene Ontology annotation, molecular function: beta3-adrenergic receptor activity; epinephrine binding.